AUGACUAAUGUCUUUUGGGAAUCCGUUUUAAUCAGACGCUCAGUUUGGCAGUGGUUUUGGUCUCAAACCCAUAGUCGUGUCCGUUUUGGUGGUCAUUGCAAACAAUAUCUUAACAUAUUUUUUACCAAUAAUGUGUUGCACUCCCAUUACGACGGCACAGGUAUGUUCGUGGGCUGUCACGUGGACACGUCGACCGGUAUGUUGACCUUCACCGCCGACGGUAAACCCACGAAACACAAGUACCGCAUAGAGCCGGGCAUCAAACUCUUCCCGGCCAUCAUAUUCGAGGCCACCAGCAAAGAGUGUCUGCAGUUCGAGUUGGGCCGCACGCCCACCACUCUGCCCCUGUCGGCCGCCAUUUUGAAAACAUCGGACAAACACCUGAUCCCUCAGUGCCCGCCGCGACUCAAAGUCCAAUCACUGCAGGCGUAUCAGUGGUCACGUGUGCCGAACCAGUCGCUCAAACCCCACGCGCUGAAACUCUCGGACAUUAGGGGCUGGUCUAUGCUGUGCGAAGACCCGGUGUCUCAGCUCGUGGUACACAUACCCGAAGAGGACCGUUGCGUCGAUAUACUGGAGCUCAUCGAAGCGGAACGGCUGCUUGCUUUUCACGCACACACACUAGCCCUGUACGGGGCCCUCUGUUUUCAGGGCAACAACAGAGCGGCGCAUAUCAUCUGCGGUCACGUGGACGAGAAGCAGCUCAUGUACGCCAUCGAGAGUCAGUACAUGUCGGGGCCGUUGCGGACCGGCUUCGCGGACCUAUUGAUAGCCCUACACCUGGAAGUGCACGCAAACGCCCGCCAUCUGACCCAAAACGAGUUUAUCGUACCGGUGGGCGAGUCGCUCAAGAAGCUCUAUCUGCAGGAGUCGAUGGUGCACUCGAUCUCGUCGCUGGAGUGCGUGUCCAUACGGCCGGUGAUGCGAAUGGCCGAACCGGGACAAUCGCAGCCCCAGCCGGUGAUCGCGCCGCCCGGCAGCGAGUGGUCGUCGGUGAAGGACCAGUCGUCGCCCUACUUCCCGGUCGACGUGUUGAAACAGUUUGUGAUGGAAGCGCUGGACGACGCCGUGAAGAAGGGUAACCGUCCGAAUCGGGAUCCCAUUGGCGGCUCCAAUGAGAACCUCUUUGUGCCGCUCAUCAAACUGGCCGACAAACUACUGCUGAUCGGGUGUAUCACCGAUCAGGACUUGGAGUGGAUACUCAUACUCAUUGAUCCCGAAACGUUUGACACCGAUUACGACUUCAACGCCGAGCCCCGCAUGAAAGGCCUGAUGCAGAUGAGUCUCGAUGAAGGCGUAAAGCUGGAGAUGUGUCACAUAUUGCACCACUUGCUGGACCUGCAACUCCGGCAUCGGGUCGAGUCGAUCAUAGCGUUCAGCAGCGGUUACGUCGGCGAAUUGCAAGCGGAUCAGUUGCGCCGGUAUAUCGAGAUCAAACAGGAGGACCUGCCGGCGGCGGUGGCCGCCAAGAAGACCCGCGAGUUUCGGUGCUCACCGCAGGAACAGAUGAAAUCCAUACUCAACUUCAAGGACUACGAGGAAGAGUCGGCCGGCGAUCAGAGUUUGUGCGGCGAAGAGAUCAGAGCCAAACUAAACGCACUGCACGACCAGCUGAUGGCGCGCAUCAAAGUUACCACCGAAGAGGGCGGCAGCGGUGAAGACACGGCUAGUGUUGACUCCGGGAUCGGUUUGGACGGAGCGGACGCCCGGCGGACGGGUUGGGGCAAUAAAAUACUGUCGAUCGUUAAGAGUGUUAAGUCUAUCGGCCAUAAGGAAGAGUCGCCGCCCGAAGAGGAGAAACCGGCGCCCGAAGACGUAUUGACCAAAAAGAUUGUGUCGACUGUUAUUAAAUGGGCCGAAGAGUCGGAGAUUGAGAAUCGGGAACUGAUCCGACAGAUGUUUCACCUGUUGUUGCGCUGUUAUAACGCUGUGGGAAAGCUGAUGGACGCGCUCCAGAAGACAUACGUUAUAAGUAUGGUGUCUAAGACUGAUGUCGAACAGUUUGUGGAGCACCUCAAUAAAGUGCGGGCCCUUUUGCCCGUGCAAAUGGGUCCGGACGAAGAACAGGUGAUGCGCUACUCGCUGUGGACAAUGGUCAACAACCGUGUAUUCUUCCAGCACCCGGACCUGAUCCGCAUACUCCGCGUCCACGAGAACAUAAUGGACGUAAUGAUGAACACAUUGGGCAAACAGAAGGCCAACAGCGGGUCGGCGGCGGCCGAGACGAGCGAAAAGGGUCUGUCGGACACAUCGGAGAUGGUAGUGGCCUGUUGUCGGUUCCUGUGCUUCUUCUGUCGCUCCGGACGGGUCAACCAGAAGGCAAUGUUCGAUCACUUGAACUUUUUGCUCGAACACUCAAACAUACUGCUGUCGCGCCCAUCACUCCGGGGCACCGCACCCCUCGAUGUGGCCUACAGCUCACUCAUGGAGAACCCGGAGCUGGCGCUGGCCCUACGCGAGCACUAUCUCGAGAAGAUUGCCGUCUAUUUGUCGCGCUGUGGUCUGCAGUCCAAUCAGGAGCUGAUCGAUAUCCCGAUAGGGCUGCACCCGACCCUAGGCCAGCUUCCGCUUGCCAUAGACCUAAAGGAAGCGAAGACGCAAACCCUCAACGGCGAGUCCGUCGAAGAGAACUCCAAUCUCGUGAUACGGCUACUGAUCCGACGGCCCGAGUGCUUAGGGCCCGCCCUUAGGGGCGAAGGGCCCGGACUGUUGGCCGCCAUCAAAGAGGCCAUACAAAUGUCGGCCAAAAUACAGGCCGAACGCGACGCCCGAAUGGCCAGACCUGACGCCCCGGAAGAGCCCGACGAGGACUGGAUCGAUAUGGGCGCAGCCAUAUUGAACUUCUACUGCGCUUUGGUGGACCUGUUGGGCCGGUGCGCGCCCGAAGCGGCCACCAUAGCCCAGGGCAAGAACGAGUGUAUGCGCGCCCGCGCUAUACUCCGAUCGCUGGUCCCGUUGGAGGACUUGGAGGGUGUGCUGUCGUUGCGCUUCUCACUCCAGUCCAGUGGUUCAUCCGGGAAGUCGGAUAUGCCAACGAGUCUAAUGCCCAAUCAUAAACAAUCGGUGGUACUAUUCCUGGAACGGGUGUACGACAUUCUUCCGCCUCCUGGAGGAGGGCUUUCUGCCCGACUUGAGAGCGGCCACAAUGUUGGAGACGGCGGACGGCGGCGAGUCACUCUACAGCGACCGCGAGUUGUCUUGCGGCUGUUGACCCGGUUGGAUAACCUGCGGUGUGACGUAUGCCACAACCGGUUGGCCAAAGUCAAGACACUGACCAAAGGCCAGCGCGAGUGUGUGUCCGACUUUCUCAACGCCGACAACUGGGCCAACCUAUUGGACGCCACACUGCAUACGGUGUACCGGUUGGCCAAAGUCAAGACACUGACCAAAGGCCAGCGCGAGUGUGUGUCCGACUUUCUCCAACUACACAGACACUUGACACUUACCAUUUGGGAAGCGAGUAGCGCAUCACCUGUUCUUCGUCCGGACCCAUUUGCACUGCGAGUCUCACUGACGCGGGAAAUGCAGCCUUCAAUGCUGUUACGAUUGCUACGCAAACUGUGUAACGACGUGUCUGUGCUGACCGACUACACCACUGUCGCCCUCCGACUACUGACCCUACACUACGAGCGUUGCGCUAAAUACUACUCGAGCGGCGGUCAGGGCUCGUACGGUACGGCCUCCGAAGAGGAACGCCGGCUGACCAUGGUGCUAUUCAGCAAUAUAUUCGACUCACUGGCCAAAAUGGCGUACGACCCGGACCUGUUCACACAGUCGCUGCCCUGUCUGACAGCCAUCGCAGCCGCGCUGCCGCCCGACUACUCACUAACCAACAGUAAUUUGGACGAUAUUAUCAACAAAAACGGUGCCACUGACGGCCCGUACAUACCGGAGCCCGUGAACAUUGGAUCCGUUACACUGUCGGCCGAAAUGAUGAAUUUGGUGCAGAAAUUCUCUGAGCACUAUCACGAUGCCUGGGCCUCCAGAAAGUUUGAAAACGGCUGGCAAUACGGCGACAGUUGGCAGUACCGCAAGAGUCACCCCCGACUCAAACCAUACCAUCUGCUCAGCGAUCGCGAAAAGGAGAGGUAUAAGGAGCCCAUUAGGGACGCCAUUAAAGCGCUGUUGGCCAUGAAUUAUAAGGUAGAGCAGUCAGAGUCGGGUCAGUCAACGCUAACCCGGCAAACGUCGCGCACAGACAUGACCGCACAAAACAUAUCGAUCGCCGACUAUAACCCGCAACCCGUAGACAUGGCUAACCUCACGCUCAGCCGCGAUAUGCAGACAAUGGCCGAGAGGUUAGCCGAGAACGCGCACGACAUGUGGGCCAAACAGGUGAAGACAGAGGCACAAGCGCUGGGCGGCUGUAUUCAUCCCCAAAUGGUUCCGUACGAUUUGCUCACCGAUCGGGAGAAGAAGAAGAAUAGGGAGCGAUCACAAGAGUUGCUUAAAUUUUUCCAAUUCGAGGGCUUCAAAGUGUUCCGUACCGAAACCAUUACUGACCAAAGAAACAGAUUGGGUUCAGUGAUCAACGCGGACGGCGCCGCCGGACUCGCCGGCCAGUCGACUGAGUGCCGUACCGAAACCAUUACUGACCAAAGAAACAGAUUGGGUUCAGUGAUCAACGCGGACGGCGCCGCCGGACUCGCCGGCCAGUCGACUGAGUGCCGGUUCGCGUCCAGUUUGCUCGAGAAGCUGCUCCAGUAUCUGGACAUCACCACAAUGUCGCUCAAACUGUUGAAACCGUCGGCCAAUCACACGCGUCGCUCGUCGUUCAAACAGACCUCGCGUGACGUGACGUUCUUCAGCAAAGUUGUCCUCCCGUUGAUGGAGAAGUACUUCUCGGCUCAGCGCUCGUUCUUCUUGACCUCCGUGGCCGCCACUACCGGUACGUACUGCACGGGUCGACACAAUUGUUUAACUUUUAUAUUGUGUUUGUUUUUUGUCGGCACCCGAUGUGUAGGUCAAGUGGCGGUGAACGCCGGUAUAGCCACUGUGCGGGAACGGGAACUCGUGGCCAACUUGUUCUGUAAAUUGGCCGCCUUUUUGCGGUCAAAACUGUCGGUCAUCGGCUUUGACGCCAAGAUAUCUGUGCGGUGUCUGCAGGUGCUAAUCCAGGCGACCGACGCCAAGACAAUCGUGAAGUACUCGCCAGACUUCGUGAAGACAUCGAUGUUGACAUUCUUCAACCACACGGCCGACGACCUGAGCACAUGUGUAUUCAAUCUGCAAAACGCCCGCUUCUCGCACAUCAGGGGCACCACAAUGAAGACCUCGUCGUCGCUGAACUACGUCCAACUGGUGGUACUACCGGUGCUCACGUCGCUGUUUGACCACUUGGCCGGCAACGACUUCGGCUCAGACCUAUUGCUGGACGAUAUACAGGUGGCCUGUUAUAAGAUACUGAACUCGCUGUACACGUUGGGCACCAAACACGCCGACCUGACACUCAGCCGCCGGUUCAUUAAGUCGGAGUUGGACCGGCAUAGGGCGGCGCUGGGCAACUGCUUGGGUGCGUUCGCGUCCACUUUCCCGGUGGCCUUUCUGGAGCCGCAUCUCAAUAAGCAUAACAAGUAUUGCAUUCACGGCAAGAGCGAAGAGCACUCACUCGAGGCGCAGACCGUGUUGUCCGAGUUGGACGCCUCGAUGCCCACGUUGGACGACCUGAUGGCACACAUCGACAAAUACGUUCAGCAGAGCACACGCUAUCUGAGCGAACCGCACACCAUCGAUGUCAUACUGCCAAUGCUGACCAGUUAUUUGCCCUUUUGGUGGUCACAAGGUCCGGACAACGUGAACAUAACGGGUGACAAUCACGUGACCAUGGUGACCAGCGAGCACCUGAACAAUUUGCUGAAGUCGGUGCUAAACCUGAUCCGCGCGCAGGUCGCUGUAGAGGGCGCCCCGUGGAUGGUAACAAUCGCCGGACACGCCGGUCAGAUAAUUAUCAACUCUUCGGAAGAGUUGCUAACGGAUCCGGUGAUGCCGUUGGCGCAGAAGCUGAGCCAGAGAGCCGAUGCGGCCUAUCAUCGCGAGGAUCUGAUGCGCGGUUACCUGAAAUCGGCCACCGAUGACACGUCGGCUGUCGAGCAACAGCUUCAGGAGGAGUUCGCGCUCCUGACCCGCGAUGUCUACGCUUUCUACCCGUUGCUCAUCAAAUACGUGGACAUCCAGAAGGUGAUUAUCACUCUCUAUAUCACAGGUCAUUGGCUGAAGAACAACACUCCCGAAGCGGAACAGUUGUAUCAUUUCGUGAAGAAGAAACGUGAGGGCAAACGAGACAAAGACAAAGAGCUGGCGGCCAGUCUAAUGGUGGCGUGUCUUAAGCGGCUGCUGCCGGUGGGCCUCAACGUGUUCGGCGGUCGGGAGCAGGAGUUGGUACAGCACGCGAAGGAGAAGUGUCUGAAGCGUCGGCCGGACGCCGACAUAUUUGAUUACGUGAAGACACAGCUGACACUGCCCGACAAGAUUGAUCCCAGCGACGACAUGUCGUGGCAGCACUAUCUGUACAGCAAACUCGGCUCCAAGAAGGCGGUCACCGGCCGCGAACUGGCGCUCGUGGACGCGCCCGGAGCUAAACACUCUAAGGAUCCACAUCUGGCGGCGGAUCAGCUCGUGGAGAGGAUUAUUGAUAUGUCGAAAGUGCUGUUCGGACUCCACACGAUCGAUCACCCGUCGGGUCAGCAAAAAGGCGUCUGGAGGUCAUGUGUCUCGAGCCAGAGGAAGCGGGCGGUCAUCGCAUGCUUUCGCAUGAUAUCACUUCAUUCAUUGCCCAGUAAGAAAAAGGCGGCCAUAAAAUGCCUGCUCAGUUCACCACUGUAUUCACUUAGCAGGCACCGGGCGAUGAACAUAUUCCUGAAGACCUACUCGGAUAUGUGGCUAUCGGUGGAGAACGUGGGUCACGAGCAGCUCAUCGAAGACAACACCGAGUCGUUCGAAGAGGCGGAGAAGAAACGGACGGGCGAUGAGGAGGCGGACGGACGGCCCGACCCUAUCAACCAAUUGGUGACGGCGUUCUCGAGGGCGGCCACCACUGAACACGGAGGCGCUAUGAAGGAGGACUCACUCUUCAUGGACUACGCCUUCAUUUUCACCCAAAGCAAUGGCGGCGCUGAAGAGGACGAGGAGGAAGAGGGCGGAGGCGGCGAAGGCGGUGACGGAGGCGAAGGGGGCGGCGAAGAGGGUGCCGGCGGAGGCGGUGGAGAGGAGGGCCCGUCCAUACACGAGCAGGAGAUGGAGAAACAGAAGCUACUGUUCCAACAGCAACGGCUGGCCGACCGGGGCGUAGCCGAGAUGAUACUGUUGUACAUAAGCGCGUGUCGCGGCGAACAGACCCAGAUGGUGCUCAAAACCCUGAAGCUCGGCAUUAGUAUAUUGAAGGGCGGUAAUGUGGACGUGCAGAUGCGCAUGCUCAAACACUUGAAAGACAAAAAGGAUGUGGGCUUUUUCAUCUCGAUAGCGGGCCUGAUGAAUUCGUUCUCGGUGCUCGACCUGGAUGCGUUCGAGCGCAACCAGAAAGCCGAGGGCUUGGGUGCCGGCGCUGAGGGCACCACCGGCGAGAAGAAUAUGCACGACGCCGAGAUCACUUGCGCCGUGUUUAGGUUCAUCCAGUUGCUGUGCGAGGGCCACAAUUUAGAGUUUCAGAACUACUUGCGCACUCAGGCCGGCAAUACGACCACGGUCAAUGUGGUCAUUGCCACCGUUGAUUACCUGCUCCGACUCCAGGAGUCCAUUAUGGACUUCUAUUGGCACUAUUCCAGCAAAGAGGUGAUCGACCAGUCCGGCAAAGAUAAUUUCAUCAAGGCCAUUACGGUGGCCAAACAGGUGUUCAGCACGUUGACCGAGUCCAUUCAGGGUCCGUGCUCUAUGAAUCAGCAGGCGUUGGCCCACUCGCGGCUGUGGGACGCCGUCGGGGGCUUCAUGUUUCUGUUCGCACACAUGCAGGACAAGCUCUCGAAGAACUCGUCCCAAUUGGAUCUGCUGUUGGAACUGUUGGACCUCCAGAAGGAGAUGGUGAUCAUGAUGUUGUCGAUGCUCGAGGGAAACGUUAUGAACGGCACGAUUGGUAAGCAAAUGGUGGACACACUCGUGGAGAGCGCCGCCAAUGUUGAGGUCAGUGGUAGUGAUGGCUAUAUGAUUCUCAAGUUCUUUGACAUGUUUCUCAAACUCAAAGAAGUGAUCACUUCCGCCGCGUUUCAGGAGAUCGAUAAAAAGAACAUCGGUUGGGUAACCGCCAAAGACUUCCAGAAGGCGAUGGAACAGCAGAAGAUCUACGCGCCCGAAGAGAUCCAAUACCUGAUGUCGUGCUGUGAGCCCAACCACGACGGCCUCAUCGACUACCGCGAGUUCACCGAACGCUUCCACAAUCCGGCCAAAGACAUCGGCUUCAAUCUGGCCGUCCUGUUGACCAACCUAUCGGAACACAUGACAAACGACCCGCGACUGCAGCGGUUCCUCGAGACGGCCUCAUCGGUGCUCAACUAUUUCGAGAACUUCUUGGGCCGCAUAGAGAUCAUGGGUUCGUCCAAACGGAUCGAAAGGGUGUACUUCGAGAUCAAAGAGGAGACCAUUAAUCAGUGGGAGAAACCGCAGAUCAAAGAGUCGAAGAGAGCGUUCUUCUAUUCGAUUGUCACCGAAGGCGGAGAUAAGGAGAAGUUGGAAGCGUUUGUCAACUUCUGCGAAGACGCCAUCUUUGAGAUGCAACACGCGAGCAGUAUAUCCAUGGAGGACGACGAGGAGCCCACCAAAGCAGGUGACUACCCCUAUCCGGGCAGCGAAGAGGCGCCGGUGUCGGCACUGGAACCGAUCCGAAACCUAUUCCGAUACGUAUGGCUACGACUGUGCAAACUCUUCGGUCACCUCAAGCCCUCAAAUCUGCGCAAACAGUGGCAACGACUCAAAGAGAAGACAUACUUCGAGCUGUUUAUCGGCUUUUUUAAGCUCACAUUCGGUUCGCUGUUUUUGGGCGGAUAUACCAUAUAUUACAUCAACAAAUGUGUCUUCAAAUUCAUACUCAAACUCAUGACCGGAGAGCCGAUCGCCGGCGGCGACGGUUACGGACCCGACGACUACGAGUACGAGUACGACACCGGCGGCACCGAUAAGGCGCUUAUGCCGGCCGGCGGUUCGCCCACCACCGCCGCGGCCCAGACUCCACUCCCGGACACAACCCGUAUGGCUAUUAUGAGUGCCGAAGACAGCGCCGCGGCUUCCGUAGCGACUGAUGCCGUCGGCGAUCACCAGCCGAACGGACAGUUGCCCGACGGCGACAGUCCGAUGGCUGACGGGAAGCACCGGACGAACGGCGAUCUUAAGGCUAUGGACGGCGAGACUGUUGUCGCCGCUGACGAUCAGGAAACGGGUGGCGCUGAAGAUCAGACGGUGGCCGCCGAGUCUCAGCCUCCGACGGCACCGCCUAUGGUUCCCGCCGAAGACGCCGGCGGUAACGGCGGAGCCGGUGGUAGCGGUAAAGCGACGGCCGACGCACCGGUGGUGAACUCUAUGCCAAAUGUGGCCAACUAUACGAAGCGAUUUGUGUAUUGGUUGGCCAGAAAUCUAUACACAUUUAAAAAGAUUGCUCUGUUUAUGGCGUUUAUUAUCAAUUUGAUGCUUCUCUUCUACAAAGUGACCAGUUUUACACCCGACGGCGACGGAGGCGACUCUGAGGCCACCGAUGCCGGCGAUGACGGCUCGGCUGAGGCGGCGGUCGAUGCCGUGGCCGACAUUAUAGAGGAGGUGACCACUGCGGCGGCCGAUCUAUUAACAGGUGGCGACGGAGGAGGAGAUCCGGGCGGUGACGACGACGGCGACGACAACGUGAUCGAGUGGCUACAGAUGGAGGAGGGCUGGUACUACUUGGAGCCGGUGCUCCGGGGGCUGGCGCUGCUCCACUCACUGCUAUCGUUUUGUAUGCUAAUCGCGUACUACAACCUCAAAGUACCACUAAUUAUCUUCAAGCGGGAGAAAGAGGUGGCGCGACUCAUGGAGUUCGACGGCCUGUAUAUCAGCGAACAGCCCGAAGACGACUACCGGGCCCAGUGGGACAAACUGGUGAUCAGCACCCGGAGCUUUCCCGUGAAUUACUGGGACAAGUUUGUGAAGAAGCGCGUGCGGGCCAAGUACUCGGAACAGUAUGAUUACGAUAACCUGUCGUCGCUGUUGGGCAUGUCUAAGACCGGGUCGGCCGGUAUGGAUGAACAGACGCCCACCACCGGCUACCUGUCCUUCAUUACCGCCUGCGACUGGAAGUACCAGAUAUGGAAAAUUGGCGUCACUUUUAUGGAUAAUGUGUUUUUAUACAAUUUGGUAUACUUUAUGCUGUCAUUGAUGGGCAACUUUAGCUACUUUUUCUUCGCCGCCCAUCUGUUGGACAUUGCGGUAGUCAUACCGACCCUCAAGACUAUACUCCAGUCGGUCACACAUAACGGCAAACAGUUGGUGUUGACCUUAAUGUUGUUGAUAAUCGUGGUUUACAUCUAUACUGUGAUUGCAUUCAACUUCUUCCGCAAGUUCUACGUUCAGGAAGAGGACGACCAGAUCGACCAGAAGUGCCACAACAUGCUUACCUGCUUUGUGUUUCACUUAUACAAAGGCGUGAGGGCUGGCGGUGGUAUCGGCGAUGAGAUCGAGGCGCCCGACGGCGAUGAGUACGAAGUGUAUCGCAUUAUAUUCGACAUCACUUUCUUCUUCUUUGUUAUUGUCAUCCUUCUGGCCAUCAUUCAGGGUAUGUGCGGACACACAGUCAUUAUCACUUUCAAGGGUGUAAGUGCUGUGUUCUGA
This is a messenger RNA of Medioppia subpectinata, 10779 nucleotides long. Lineage: Eukaryota; Metazoa; Arthropoda; Arachnida; Sarcoptiformes; Oppiidae. The record is from the annotation of a GenBank genome assembly.